Messenger RNA from Echinops telfairi (small Madagascar hedgehog), 754 nucleotides. It is a transcript of the gene PXMP4, whose product is annotated as peroxisomal membrane protein 4. Bases 24 to 662 code for a protein of 212 amino acids. The transcript has 5 exons. Gene Ontology annotation, cellular component: peroxisomal membrane. The record is from RefSeq and is a predicted model, not a curated record. Lineage: Eukaryota; Metazoa; Chordata; Mammalia; Afrosoricida; Tenrecidae.
AAACCCCGGGACCCGUCCGCGCCAUGGCCGCCCCGCCGCAGCUGCAGGCGCUGCUCCUGGCUGUCAACGCACUGCUGCGCAAGCGCCGCUACCACACCGCGCUGGCCAUGGUCAAGGGCUUCCGGAACGGAGUCGUCUAUGGGGCCAAAAUCCGGGCCCCACACGCGCUGGUCAUGACCUUCCUCUUCCGGACUGGCAGCCUCCGGGACAAGCUGCGGGCCAUCCUGCAGGCCACGUAUACGCACUCCAGGAACCUGGCCUGCUUCGUGUUGGCCUACAAGGGCCUGUGCGCCCUGCAGUCCCGCGUGCAGGGCGAGACCCACCAGAUGCACCCUUUCCUGGCCGCCUUCCUCGGGGGCUUGCUGGUGUUUGGGGAAAACAACAACAUCAACAGCCAGAUCAACAUGUACCUGCUAUCACGCGUCCUGUUUGCCCUGGGCCGCCUGGGUGUGGAGAAGGGCUAUAUCCCCGAGCUUGGAUUCCACCCCUUCCCGCUGCUCACCGGGGUUGUGUGGGGGCUGGUGAUGUGGCUCUUCGAGUACCACCGGCGCACGCUGCAGCCCUCCCUGCAGUCCUCCAUGACCUACCUGUACGAAGACAGCAACGUGUGGCAUGACAUCUCAGACUUCCUCAUCUACAACAAGAGCCAGCCCUCAGAGUGAUGGGGCCCCAGGUGCUCAUGGGGGCUUCCUCACCUGAGCAGAAGAAAUGUACACACGAAUCGCUGGGGAUCUUAUUAAAAUGAAGAUUCUGA